Messenger RNA from Elaeis guineensis (African oil palm), 972 nucleotides. The record is from RefSeq and is a predicted model, not a curated record. NCBI's taxonomy places the organism in Eukaryota, Viridiplantae, Streptophyta, Magnoliopsida, Arecales, Arecaceae.
AUGAGCACUCGUGGGCAACAGGCUUCCAAGCUCCCUCCUCUCCCUCUGGGAUCUCUCAACCAUGUUUCAUUCUUGUGCGCAUCCAUCAAAGACUCUGUCAAGUUCUACCAGGAAGUGCUUGGCUUCGAUCUCGUGAAACGACCAGCAUCCUUGGACUUCGAAGGAGCAUGGCUCUAUAAGUAUGGGAUUGGCAUACAUUUACUGCAACGAGGUCCAAAUUCUGAUGCCCUGGCAAAGUCAUCCGCAAUCAAUCCAAAAGAUAACCACAUCUCCUUCCAAUGUACCGACAUGGGAAUGGUAAGGAAGAAGCUGGAAGACAUGGGAAUAAAUUUCGUGAAUGGCGUGGUUAAGGAAGGAAAUUUGGAGGUCGAUCAAGUCUUUUUCCAUGAUCCAGAUGACAAUAUGAUUGAGAUUUGUGAUUGCCAGAAGCUCCCUGUUGUGCCUCUAUCUUUUUCUUGUCUCCCCAAGCAAUGGCAUAGCUCCUUCGAAGGUAAGUAGAGAAUUCAACUUCGGCUAGAUGGUAGUCACUUAUGUACUUGUUAAAUCUCAGCAGGUAAGUGCUAAUGAACGAAGCUCUACAAUAUGGUGCUGUGAAGAAAAUGUUGAAGAGACUUGGAAGACCAAAUUGAUUGUUGCACAACUUGUACAACGCUGGUUGUUUUGUAAAGCUUGCCCUCUCUGUAGCUGACUUUGUAGAGAAGGGUUUGCUUUCCUCCGUGAAUCAUAUUCCUUUGUAAGUAUUUUCCUUCAGUGAAACAGGGUGGCAAUCUUUGCUUCCCUUUUCUUCAAAACAAAGAUUGUUGCGCAAAUUGUUUGCAAGAACAUGCUGUAUGUGUUUUAGGACUGUUGUAUUGAUUCAUAAGGAAUGUUCUGUCAUUUUUAAGAUACAUUCAGAGAAAAUGGAAAAUUUUGCAAAAAAAUAUUAGUAUCAUGAAUGGUAAGUCAAUAAGAAUGGUACACAAUUGAAUAUUU